AUGAACCAUCGCGUCAAUAAUAUCUUGGAAAACUUGGAACAGUUACAUAUAACAUCGGAUGAAGACAUCCCUGGCACCAGCACAAUCUGUGGAAUACAUGAGGAAGAACAACUGAAGUACUACUGCAGAACUUGUGAAACACCGACAUGCAAGCUCUGCAAAUUACAAGAUCAUCAUAAACACGAAUGCUGUCCUAUUGCCGUCAUUGCUAAAGAGAUGAAGAAAAGCUUGGUAAGAAAACUUGUGACACUUCGAGAGCAAAACGUCGAACUGACUGACGACAUUUCAAACUUUAAAAUGCUGAAAGAAGUUAUCACAGAGAAAAACAAGCGAGUCCAUGGUGAAAUCACGCAGCACUUUGAAUCACUUCAGGAAAUAUUGGAGUUGCAAAAACAACAAUUCCUUGAUACAGCUGAUGUAUUAACAAACCACAAAUUAGGAAUUAUUGACAGGAAACUUGACAAUGAUCGGAAGACAAAGGAUCGUGUAGAAAAGAACAUUGGUGAUCUAGAAAUGACUUAUAAAAGUAUGGAAUAUGAGAAAGUUCUAUACACGGGGAAAUGUGUUUCAGCAAACGUAGAAAACAUCCCAUUUGCAAAUGAGCAACUUUCAGUAGACGACGACAUGAAGUUUCUGGUCUCAUCGACCGCCACUGAGGAUUUCAAGACAUUUCUGGCUAAAUCUCAUUUGGUGGCUAAUGACGUCUGUCUGGAAUGUUGCACUACCUCCUUAGAGCCAAAGCACCCGAAGAAAGGAGAAAAAGCAGUGAUAACUGUGACAUGUAAAGACAGUAAUAACUGUGACAUCAAAUAUGGUGGACAGAAAAUAAAAGCAGAAUUUACUGGAUAUGCAGCAGUAAAUGUCCAUGAUGAAAUUGAUCGUAAUGAUGGAACACAUGUGUUUGAAUUUGUGCCUACUGCACAGGGAGAACUGAUAGUGAAAUUUUGCAUCAAUGGUCAAGAAGCACCUAACUGCAUGUUGAAAACCACUGUUCGCCGAUCUAAACAACAGUGA
Messenger RNA from Paramuricea clavata, 1014 nucleotides. The record is from the annotation of a GenBank genome assembly. Lineage: Eukaryota; Metazoa; Cnidaria; Anthozoa; Malacalcyonacea; Plexauridae.